GUGGAUACAGUCCAAGCGAGGCACCGCCUCCUUCAGAUAAAAAUUAAUCUGCGAGCAAUUAGACAGACGCGGCUACAGAAAAAAGGAGCACGUGAGCGGCCCUGGCGAAAGUGCCUAAUAGGAGCGCCUCCGCCCUUUCCUCGCCCACCGGAAGUUGCGGGACUGAAUGGGUCCCCGAGCCGGUGGCUGCAUCUGCUCUGUUACCACCUGAGGCUUAGCGGCAGCCGGUCCUGUCAGCCGCUGGGCCACCAGGUUCAUGUGGAGGCUCCCAGGCGCCCGCGUCGCGCUUCGUGGGGUCCGCGCGGCCGUGGAGCGACACAGUCGGACUGAGGCAGCGAUUGAGACCGCGGCGGUCUCCAUGGAGCGCGCGGUAGUGCGCUGUGUGCCCUCCGAGCCUAAGCUAAGCCUGUCGUUCGCGCUGGCCGAUGGCAGCCACAAGAACAUGCAGCGCGACCAAAGCGAACCACUGGGUCGGGCCCUCAGCCGGAUCGCCACCAACGCCCUCAAAGGCCACGCUAAGGCGGCCGCCGCCAAGAAGAGUAGGAAGAAUCGGCCAAACGCAAGCGGCGGCGGAGCCUGUGCGGGGCCUGGGCCCGAGCCGACUGCGGCCUGCGAGCCCGUGGUGAAGCUGUACUACCGGGAGGAGGCCGUGGCUGAAGACGUGCUCAAUGUGGACGCCUGGCAGGAUGGCGCGGUGCUGCAGAUCGGCGAUGUUAAGUACAAGGUGGAGCGCAACCCGCCUGCCUUCACCGAGCUGCAGUUGCCACGCUACAUCAUGGCCGGCUUCCCGGUUUGCCCGAAGCUCAGCCUCGAAUUUGGGGAUCCCGCCGGAUCCCUCUUUCGCUGGUACAGGGAAGCCAAACCCGGAUCGGCGGAGCCUGAGGGCGGGGGCCCCUCGUCAUUGUCUCCCUCCUCUCCCUAUCCUAGUUGGACCGAAACGGGUGUGGACGAGCGCGUCUACACCCCGUCCAAUGCCGACAUCGGGCUACGGCUCAAGCUUCGUUGCACUCCAGGGAAUGGUCAGCGCUUCGGGCCAAGCCGGGAGUUGGAAAGUGUGUGUCCAGUGGAGGCCGGGCCGGGCACUUGCACCUUUGAUCACCGGCAUCUCUACACUAAGAAGGUGACGGACGACACAUUCAUCCGCACUGUCUCCUACAACAUCCUCGCUGACACGUACGCCCAAACUGAGUUUUCGCGGACGGUCCUGUACCCGUACUGUGCCCCUUACGCCCUGGAGCUCGACUACCGCCAGAACCUUAUCCAGAAGGAGCUCACCGGCUACAACGCCGACCUCAUAUGUUUGCAGGAGGUUGACCGCAGCGUGUUCACAGACAGCUUGGAGCCGGCCCUCGAGGCUUUUGGGCUGGAGGGCGUGUUUCGAAUCAAGCAGCAGGAAGGCCUGGCUACUUUCUACCGAAAGUCCAAGUUCAGCCUCCUUAGCCAGCAUGACAUUUCUUUCCAUGAAGCCCUGGAGUCCGAUCCACUUCACAAAGAAUUGCUGGAUAAAUUAGUUUUGAACCCAUCGGCACAGGAGAGAGUGUUCCAGAGAUCUUCUGUCCUUCAGGUUUCUGUUUUGCAGUCUACAAAGGACUCUUCUAAAAAGAUAUGUGUUGCUAAUACCCAUCUCUACUGGCAUCCCAAAGGUGGGUACAUUCGUCUCAUUCAAAUGGCAGUAGCCUUGGCUCACAUUAGACAUGUCUCAUGUGAUCUGUAUCCUGGCAUACCAGUUAUAUUUUGUGGGGACUUCAAUAGUACUCCAUCAACAGGAAUGUAUCAUUUUGUCAUCAAUGGCAACAUUCCAGAGGAUCAUGAAGACUGGGCUUCCAAUGGGGAAGAGGAACGAUGCAACAUGUCUCUUACCCAUUUCUUGAAACUGAAAAGUGCUUGUGGUGAACCUGCUUACACAAAUUAUGUUGGUGGCUUUCAUGGAUGUCUGGAUUACAUUUUCAUUGACUUAAAUGCUUUAGAGGUUGAACAGGUGAUUCCACUACCUAGUCAUGAAGAAGUUACCACCCACCAGGCCUUACCUAGUGUUUCUCAUCCCUCUGAUCACAUAGCACUUGUAUGUGAUUUAAAAUGGAAAUAGACUUGUGGUUAAUGGAAUUUAAGUCUGCUUUAGUAAGGGAAAUUUAAUAUGAAUCAAAGUUUAUGUGUAACCUUCAAAGAGGAAAACUAAACACUAAGUUCUUGGUUCUUACCCUACUAGUUAUGUUCUAGUGUCUUCAUUACAUGACUAUUCAUAAUCUUUUCAUAAUACAGUUUCUGUACCCUCCCUCACACACACACACACACACACACACACACAGUUACACUUGGAGGAAAAACAAAUAUAUUUAUGACUGGCAGGGAACAUUGAAUUAUUGUGUACAUUUUAUAAGUCCUUUUUUUAGCCUCGUAAUUAAGAAUUUUGUAAAAGACCAUUUGAAUGAUGCUAAAAUUUUUCUAUCAUAACACAUAUUUCAAAUUGAAUCAUGUUUAUAUAAUUAGGGGGGACAUGCAUACAAGUUAAGGUGAGAGGCCUAAGUUCUGAUUUAUGGAAGGAAUAACAUUAGGGCCUACCUCUACCUCAAUUUGGUAAGCAAUUUAAUACAAAUUCAGAGCUUUAACAAAAGUUUAAAUAUACCAUCACUAGUUGUUAUUGCUUCUCAUUUUUCAUUUCUCAAUUAACAUAUUUUCAUUCUCUUAUUUUUAGGAUUUCAGUUGUUUGUGUAUGGUACAAAUGAGCAUAUUCAUAUUCUUUUUCUUACUGCAGCUCAUUUUAAAUUUUAGGAUGCAGGCACAAUUUAAUAUUCAAAAAGAAUAGCCACGUAGUCAACUUGAUCACAAUUUACUCUUGCCCAUGAAAAAUGCUUAUAAAUGAACAGGGAAUGUGGCCAUGUGAUAUUAGAGAAUACAUUAUGAGAAACUGCUUACUGAUAUGGGCUUUAAAUUUUGGGUGAACUAUUGAGCAUUUCUAUGCUAGAAGUAUUUUUGAAAUUGUUGGUUUUAUAAAUAGAAAGGGGAGUAGUGGGGCUUUUGAGCAUAUCGGAAAUAAACUAUUCCUUUUACAGUCUUGAGCAUUACAGUUUGAGUUACAGGUACAUAUUGUAUAUAUAAUUUAUAUACUGUAAAAAAAUUAAUAUUAAGCCAAACUUUCUAAAAUUAUGAGUUACAGUUUUACUGAUUAGGGUCUAGUCUAGAGUGGUAAUCAACCUUUUCUAACUCAGUUAUCACCAUACCUAAUUAGUAAUGCUUUAGCUGUUGCUUUUUGUUGCUUAGGAAAACUGUAAUGUUAUCUCAUUUCUUCAUUUAAUUUAAAUAUUAAAUAUUAAAAGCCUACCCACUUCAAGAAGAGCUCUGAUUUUCCACUGUUAUGAGAGCCUUUUUUCCAAAUUCUUUUAUCUUUAAGCUCAAUACUGUAAGAACUUUACUCCUUUGAUAAAGAGUACUUUCAUAUUCUGCUCACUAUCCCAUGUAUUUUAACUCUUAGUUUAGUAAGUUUGAGAAUGAGAGGGUUUUACAUGCACUUCAGAUUGAACCUUGAAGUACUUAGAAGUACUUGAGGGGAAAAAUUAAGGUGGCAGUUUCUUGGGAUCUUUUUUAGAAAAAGAUAUAAAUGAAAAUUGAUGUUACCAAACUGUGCUUUCCUAAAUAACAUUUUCAGACCAUUUUAACAUCAGUUUACAAAUACAUAAAUAUUAAACCAGAAUCUGAUUCUUUUGCAAAAAUAUUUUUUUCUUUUUAAAAUUUGGUUUUGGUCUGCUUUCAAAUAAACAUGUUGACAGGGCUUUUACAGUAACUUGAGAGAAAAUGAAAGCUUCUAAGCAAAAAUCUGAGAAAUACUUUGAAAGGAAAAAUUGUAACAUGAUAUACUCAUGCCCACGAGAAAAACAUAUAGGUCCUAUAUUAACAACAUUGCUAGCUAAAUUAAACUCUGGUCAGAAAAACUCUAAACACUUGCAAACAUUCCAUGUCUGGAAUCUAAAUUUUUUAUUUGCUGACUAAACUGUGUGAUCAAAUUGUAUAAAAGCAUUUCUGAAUAUUUAAAUAUAGAAUAUUAUGAAAUGCCACAUAUUCUGGUUAAAUCUUCAGUAUACAGAUAUGUUAGCAUGAUUGGAGUCCAAAGAGGGAACACUAAGACAAAUAGCAUACCAAAAUUUCCUUGUAGUCAAGUUAGAAUAAAGCAUCAUUCAGAAACGUUUGUGUUUAAAGCCAUCAUUGUGACUGAAUUUUUCAAUUACAUUUGGAUUUUUAGUACAUUUAAUUUUAAUAAAAUAUGGAAAGUCUCGCAAUUAUGGAACCACAUUUUAAGAUGUCAUUUGUUCUUACUGUAGGAAUUAACAUUCUAAAAUUUUAUAUUGAUACUGAGAAUUUAUAGAACACAUUAUCUUGUUCAUUAAAUUUUUGCA
This is a messenger RNA of Molossus molossus (Pallas's mastiff bat), 4388 nucleotides long. RefSeq names its product phosphodiesterase 12 (gene PDE12). Gene Ontology annotation, molecular function: 3'-5'-RNA exonuclease activity. The transcript is spliced from 4 exons. Lineage: Eukaryota; Metazoa; Chordata; Mammalia; Chiroptera; Molossidae. The coding region runs from base 257 to 2086 and encodes 609 amino acids. The record is from RefSeq and is a predicted model, not a curated record. Gene Ontology annotation, biological process: nuclear-transcribed mRNA catabolic process, deadenylation-dependent decay. Gene Ontology annotation, cellular component: mitochondrion.